AUGGCGUCAAGCGAGGCGCUAACGCGCAUCCUUAAAUGGCGCGGUGUAUUCCAGAGCGCCAAGUGGCCGCAGCUGGGCAACGAAGUCGCCGAGGGCCCGGGUAGCAAAUACACCAACUUCUCGCUCCAACACAUCAUGGACAAGUACAACUUCCUGCCCACGCUCUAUACGCAGCGCGAGUUCCUGCUUAGUCUGGGCCACAAGAACCCGGAAAUCGUCCAGGAUGCCUUCCUCAAGAACGAGCAGUUCAACUACUACGUCCGAACGGACCGCCCGGAGCCCCGCGGCGAGAUUCCAGAGGCGCUUCGCUUCAAGGAGGAGGCCCAGCACGGUUCUGGCCACCACUAA
Babesia ovata is the source of this 348-nucleotide messenger RNA. RefSeq lists its product as uncharacterized. The transcript has a single exon. The record is from RefSeq and is a predicted model, not a curated record. Bases 1 to 348 code for a protein of 115 amino acids. NCBI's taxonomy places the organism in Eukaryota, Apicomplexa, Aconoidasida, Piroplasmida, Babesiidae.